This is a messenger RNA of Cercopithifilaria johnstoni, 720 nucleotides long. The record is from the annotation of a GenBank genome assembly. NCBI's taxonomy places the organism in Eukaryota, Metazoa, Nematoda, Chromadorea, Rhabditida, Onchocercidae.
AUGAGCAAACCAAAGAUUGGAAUUAAUGGAUUUGGUCGCAUUGGUCGACUUGUCCUGAGAGCGGCAGUUGAAAAGGACACUGUUAAUGUAGUGGCUGUGAAUGAUCCCUUCAUCAACAUCGAUUACAUGGUAUACAUGUUUAAAUACGAUUCCACACAUGGACGCUUCAAGGGUAAUGUUUCUGCUGAAGGAGGAAAGCUUAUUGUAACGAACGGCAAAACGACACAUCAUAUCUCUGUGCACAACAGCAAAGAUCCUGCCGAAAUUCCAUGGGGAAUGGACGGCGCAGAAUAUGUUGUCGAAUCAACCGGCGUUUUUACAACAACGGAAAAAGCAAGUGCUCAUCUGAAGGGUGGUGCCAAGAAGGUCAUCAUUUCGGCCCCAUCUGCUGAUGCACCGAUGUUCGUAAUGGGUGUCAAUAACGAUAAGUAUGAUAAGGCUAACAAUCAUAUCAUCUCUAAUGCUUCGUGCACUACAAACUGUCUGGCUCCAUUGGCUAAGGUCAUCCAUGACAAAUUCGGAAUCAUUGAAGGUUUGAUGACCACUGUACAUGCAACAACGGCUACUCAAAAGACUGUCGAUGGACCAUCUGGAAAGCUAUGGCGUGAUGGUCGUGGUGCUGGCCAGAACAUCAUACCAGCAAGCACUGGUGCAGCAAAGGCUGUAGGGAAAGUAAGUUUUAAUGCUGGAUUGGAAACGUUCUAUGAAUCCAUGUUUUGA